Moneuplotes crassus is the source of this 1078-nucleotide messenger RNA. The record is from the annotation of a GenBank genome assembly. NCBI's taxonomy places the organism in Eukaryota, Ciliophora, Spirotrichea, Euplotida, Euplotidae.
AAAUUAUAUACAACAUCUGCAAUGAAUCUAGAAUUAAUCGACUCAGUUCCUGCUUCCACUCCUGGAAAUGAUCACCAAGAAGAUAUUUUUGGAAGCAAAUUUAAGCCAUGGGAUGAUAAUAUUGACAAUUUCCUUUGGUCACCGGUGAUGAAGAUCAGCUGUACCAACAAAAAUACCAAAUCCAAAUAGAAAUAAAAAACUUAAAAAUACAAGUACAGGUUCAGACAGUAAAACAGAAUUGCAAAAAUAAGAGAGAGGACCUGAAGAAAACUCUCAGCCCAUCUGGUGGAGCCAAGCCUCAAGAGUCUAAAAUAUCUCAAAGUUGCAAAAAUUCGUUGACUAUACUUCCAUUGAAGAAACCUAGCAACCAGAUGCUAUCAAAAAUUAAUGAAGAGCUUAAAUUUCUAAAACAGAAGAAAGUGGAAAUGGUUUUCAACAGAGACUCUUACUCCACAAAUAAUAAACUAAAGCCCUAUAAAAAAUCUAAAAUUGAUCCCAAGUUCCUAAAAAUGUCAAAAGAGUCAACUAAGAGAAAUAGCCUUUUGCAAAAAGUGGGACAAAAAAGUUUAGAGAAAAUAAACCAGAUUCAGAGCCAUUCGGUGAUACAGAAAUUGCAGAGACUUUCGAAAAUGAAUGAAAGAAAGGCCGCAAGAUAUAAAUAUAAUCUUAAACAGAGUCGCAAUGAUGAAUCAGAUAGACCGAGAAUGCAAAUAAGCCGUUCUAGUAACACAAAGAAACUAAAAAUUAACAAAAGUUGUGUUGAACUGCUUCCCUUUAUGGAAAGUAAGGACUCCAAACUAAGCAAAGACCUUGACCCCAACUUACCAAAGCCCAACUACAAACUACGUAUUCCCAAUUUUGACUCUCUGAGCCACACUUCCAAAAUCCUCGGCAAGCAUAUCCCUCUUCAUAUGCUCCAAGGACACUUGACAAAGCCUAAAAAAGCAGGCCUGAACAUAACUCCUCACAACUUUCUAUUCAAAGUUGAGGUCAAGACCAAAGGAGUUUCAGGCAAGAAAUCCUAGCCGGUUUAAACCAUGCACUGAAGUGUUGAGGAAUCAAUUUAUGCGAGUGGGUC